Molecule: messenger RNA, 3231 nt
Organism: Paramecium pentaurelia
Lineage: Eukaryota; Ciliophora; Oligohymenophorea; Peniculida; Parameciidae
Source: the annotation of a GenBank genome assembly
AUGUCAGGUAUCAACAUCAACAUCAAUCUGAAUCUAGAUAAGAAUAAGUAGAGUUAUAUUUAUAAACUAGAGAGUUGCCAAAAGCAAAGUAGAUAAAAUUUGCAAUGGAGAACCAAAAAAAAAGAAGAAGAAGAAGAAAUUAAACAAAUCAAAAUAAACAACAUAUUCUCCUAUUCCUUGGGGAUUAAAUUAAGAAAGACUUAAAAAAUACAUCUAUGCUCAAAUGGUUAAGAGAGAUAAUCUAUUGUAUCAAGAACAAUUAAGGAAAGUCAAAUUUGAAGAACCAAAAUAAGAUCGUAGAGAGAUUUUAGGAGUCUCAUUUUUAAAUCAUCUACCUAAAAGAAAAAUUAAAUAGAUGAUAAAUAGUAGUAAACUUGAAUAUGAUUUAUUCUUUUUAGAGUAAAAGAUUAAUGAGGAUGAGGAAUAAAUGUAUUAUUAACCAAAAUUUAAUGAAUAAUAAAUACAGGAAAUUAGAAUGUAUUAAGAAUGGAAACGAAAACAAAUUUAAUUUGAAUUGUAAUUCAAAAAAUAAUAAGAAUUACAAAGAUAAUCUAAAAUCUAAUAAAACUUAUAGAAUUUAAACGAAUAUAUUAAAUGUAGAUACAAAACAAUAAUUUACAAUAGAUCGAAAUCAUACAACAUCUGUUCAUCAAAAGAAAUCAGUGUCUUUUCAUUAGAAAAAACGACCAAAAUCAUCUAUGGAUGAUAAGAAAAGAGAAUUAGUUAUUAAAUAUUAAAAUAUAGCAGAUAGAUAUGCUUAAUUUAAUAGAGAUACAAGAGAUAAUUAAAGUUGUUUAGGUUUGGUAUUGGAUAGUGAUUAAGAAGGUAUUUCUUAAAUGGAUUCAAUCCAUAAAAGUACUAGAAGAUAAAAUGUUAUUAUAUCUGAGCCAUCAUUAGAUGAAGAUGAUGAAUAAUAAAUACAAGAAUUGGGAAACUUAGAAAAAGAAAUGGCUCAAAUUAUUAAAGCAGCAAUAAUCAUUUAAAAAUUUUGGAGAGGUUAUAGAACAAGAAAUGAAUUAUAAUAUUAUUAGAAUUUUUUAGAUGAAGAUGAAAUGAAAUUGAAUUAAUUAACACCAAAUUUAAAUUAGACAUAAUCUUAUUUAUAACCAAUAAGUUAAUUAGAGAAGGAAUAAAGUGGAUUAAAUUCUUCUUAGAAGAGAAUUAAUAAAAAUGGAUUCAAUACUUUUAUUCAUAAACUGGAUUGGGAUGAAGAUAAAGAAAGUCAAUUUAGUUAAAAAAAAGUAUCAUCAAUUAAGAAAUUGUCUUAAUAGAAAUCUCAUCAUAAAAUAAUCAUUUAAAAGUCAAAAUAAUAAUGGCAUCUUAUGUUAGAAUAGAUUUCAUAACUAUAAAGAAAGGGUUCUAAAUAAGAUAUUAAGGAAGUAUUAUAAGAUUUGAAAACAUUUACUUUAUAAAUUGCAAAAGAAAUAGAUGGAGAAAUAAAUAUAGAUAAUAAAGAAAAAUAAUAAUAAUAAUAAUAAUAAUAAUAAUAAUAAUAAUAAUAAUAAUAAUAAUAAUAAUAAUAAUAAUAAUAAUAUUAAUAACCUUAAUAAUAAUUUAAAAUAAAUGAAAUUAGAUAAAUUAUGGGAUCAGAAAAUUUAUUUAAAUUAUCAUAGAUUUCAUCUCCUGCUAAUAAAGAUGCUUCUUUAUUUGAAUAGAAUCCAUUUUAUGAUUUUGCAUCAAAUAAAUUUAGAGAGCUACUCAAUCCUGAAAAUAUGAAUAAAUUAAUAAAAAUGAGAGAAAUAGCAAUUGAAGAAAGACAUAAAAAUGAAAUUGAAAAUAUUCAUUAAGCUUUAUAAUAAAAGUAAAUUAGUUUAAAAACAUUUGAAAAAUAAAAAUUCAAAAUUGAAAAAUGGGUUACAAAAGAAAAAGAAGACUUUAAAUAACAAAAAUCAAAUAUUGAAAUUGGAUGGAAAGGUUUAUAUGAAUCCUUUAUAAGAACUUAAAAAGAUUUGCUAUUCAUGUCUAAAUUGAAAAAUUAGUAAUUAACUUCUUCAUUCUCAAGUGAAAAUAUAACUAAUAUAAGAUCAAUCAGAGAAAUCAAUUCAGCUUCUUAAUCAAAAAUAGUUAAAACUAAUAAUUUUGAUACUGUAACUAUGAAUUUUAGUUCUUCUAUUUGUGAAUCAUAAGAUAUUAGGAAAGUUCCAAAAUCUACUCCUUCUCCAUCUCCACAUCAAUAAUAAAAAUAGAUUUAUGAAUAAUUGGAAUGGGAUGAUGAAAUGUUGUACACUAGUGAUGUUUUAGAUUGUGCUAAAAUUCAACAACCUUAAGUGAUUAAAGUAUCAACACUUAUCCAAAAGGAACCUGAAUAUGAUGAUUCUUAAAUAUAAUCAUAUUGUAUUUUAAUUGCAAAUUCAAUAAUUGGAAAUGAAAUUUAAGAUAUGUAUGAAGAAUUAAAGAUAUAUAAUAAAGAUAUCACAAAAUCAAUAAAAUUACAAGAGUUAAAAGGAAUCAAGUCAAAUAUUUCAUAAGUUAAGAUCUAUUUAACUAGAUUAGAAUAAUACUUUUUAUAAUCUGAUAAGAAAACCCAAUUAAUCUAAAGAAUAAAUACUCCUUUAGGACCAACUCCAAAAGAAAUCUUGAAAUUUUUCCAUUAUUAUGAUGAAGAAGAUGAUUAUUAAUCAAGUGAUUAAGAUUAUUCAAAUUAAGCUAUCUUAACGACAGAAUAAUAUGCAUAAUUAGAAAAUUAACUUAUGGAAGAAGAAUUAAUGUAAUCAGAUGAUGGAUUUUUAUUGGAAUUAGAGCAUAUUCAUAAUAAAGUGUUGUUUGAUGCACUCAAUGAAGCUUUGGAUGAUUAUAGACCAUUUGGAUUAAAUGGUUUUCCCUUACCCUGGAUUAAACAGCCUUUAGAAUUAAUAUAAAGGUAAUAAAUAUUAAAAAUGAUUAUAGAAAUAAGAAAUAGGAAACUCUUUAAUAGAUUUUAUAGGGAGCAAUAUAAUAAGUUAUUGAUUGGGCAUAAUUCUUAGUAGGUUUGAUAAUUGAUAAACCAGACUCUCCCUUUCCAAAAAUUCUAAUGCUUGAUUAAGAAUACUUAAAUUAAAUUAAAGAGGAGAGAAUGAUAAGAAUGCUUAAUUAAGAAGUAUUUAUUUUAAUGAUAAUAAAUAGAUUUAUCAAAAUGAAGAGAGAUGGUUGAUAUAUGAUGAGGAAUAAUCUGAAAUUUUAGUUGAAAUUUCAUUAAUGGUUUAAGAUUAAUUAAUUGAUGAAUGUUUAAAAGAUCUAUUACAGUUUUAAUGA